Messenger RNA from Sparassis crispa, 2439 nucleotides. RefSeq lists its product as hypothetical. The transcript has 13 exons. The coding region runs from base 1 to 2439 and encodes 812 amino acids. Gene Ontology annotation, molecular function: methylcrotonoyl-CoA carboxylase activity; ATP binding; metal ion binding. NCBI's taxonomy places the organism in Eukaryota, Fungi, Basidiomycota, Agaricomycetes, Polyporales, Sparassidaceae. Gene Ontology annotation, cellular component: mitochondrion. The record is from RefSeq and is a predicted model, not a curated record.
AUGCUGCCCUCGACUCAGCGCUCCAUCUUGGCGCGCACUCUUCCCCACAUAGCCAAGACCGCACCUGGUACGCGCGUCGCCUACGCCCCGACACCUCCAUUGGUCUCCCAUGCAGUCACGGAUGCUACACCCCUCUUUAUACGCCAUCCUGGUACCGUAGCCGCCUCUCAAGCGCACUCUGCGCGCGGCUUUGCAUCGGCUGCGGACCCGUCGUUCUCCCCGCUUGGGCAGUCUGCUCGCAAGCCUCAUUUUGACAAGAUCUUGAUUGCCAAUAGAGGAGAGAUUGCAUGUCGCGUCAUCCGAACUGCCAAGAAGCUAGGCAUCAAGACCGUCGCUGUCUACAGCGAUGUCGACGCGGAUGCACUUCACGUCCAGAUGGCCGACGAAGCAUAUUGCAUAGGUCCAGCACCUUCGUCAGAGAGCUAUCUCCGCAUGGACAAGAUCAUCGAGGUCUGUCGCCGUAGUGGUGCACAGGCCGUCCAUCCCGGUUACGGCUUCCUUAGCGAGAAUGCGAAGUUUGCGGAGAAUCUCGCGAAGGAAGGGAUUGUAUUCAUUGGUCCGCCCGCUGGCGCAAUCGUCAGUAUGGGAUCCAAGAGCGAGUCAAAGACGAUCAUGUCCGCUGCUGGUGUACCCGUUGUGCCUGGCUACCAUGGCUCAAAUCAAGACCCAGAGCUCCUCUUUGAAGAGGCUGCCAGCAUAGGCUACCCCGUCCUUAUCAAAGCCGUCCACGGUGGCGGCGGAAAGGGCAUGCGCGUAGUGCACACUCCGGGCGAGUUUCACGAAGCGUUGGGCUCCGCACAGCGCGAGGCGGCGAAGUCGUUCGGGAACGCGGACGUCCUCGUCGAGAAGUACAUCGUGCACCCGCGGCACGUCGAGGUGCAGGUGUUCGCGGACACGCUCGGCGAGUGCGUCAGUCUGUGGGAGCGCGACUGUUCUGUGCAGCGCAGAAACCAAAAGAUAAUCGAGGAGGCACCUGCGCCUGGACUAUCCCAAGAACUGCGUGCGGACCUGAGUGCAAAGGCUAUUGCGGCUGCGAAAGCUGUGGAUUACGUUGGUGCUGGCACGGUCGAGUUCAUAUUUGACAAUGAUACCCAGGGGUUCUACUUUAUGGAAAUGAAUACAAGGUUACAGGUGGAACACCCUGUGACGGAGAUGAUCACCGGACUUGACUUGGUGGAAUGGCAAUUGGAGGUCGCAGCAGGAAACCCACUCCCUCUAGCCCAGUCUGCCGUUCCCCUCGUCGGACAUGCAUUCGAGGCGCGUAUCUACGCCGAAAACCCACGCAACGACUUCCUGCCCGACUCCGGGCAACUCCUCUACCUCUCCACUCCAACGCCAACCCACACCUUUGCACCCACUGUCACUCUGCCACCGCCUUCGGUCCCCUCGGCGUCCCCACUAUCUGCGUUAACGCCCACACUGAGCUCCUCUCCGGUCGCGCCGUCCCUCAGGCUUGAGCAGGGAUUCGAGCAGGGCGCCCAGAUCGGUGUGUUCUACGACCCAAUGAUCGCCAAGCUCGUCGUCCACGGGCGUGAUCGCACCGAGGCGCUGCGCAUGCUCCGCGGCGCGCUCGAGGAGUACAAGGUUGUAGGGGUGUCGACCAACGUCGAGUUUCUCCGCGCACUCGCGGGGAACACGGCGUUUGUGGAGGGGCAAGUCGAGACGGGGUUCAUCCCGAAACACCGACACGCGUUGUUCCCUCCCAUCUCGGAGCCUUCGCCAGAGGUCCUCGCGCAGGCUGCGCUCUUCCUCGUGCUCAGGGACCAGCCAGCGGUGACCACCACAUCCGCGUCCCCGUGGACGUCGCUCGCCUCGCGCCGCUUCGGCGGAGACACCCACGAGCGCACCCUCACAUUCCAAUCCGACGACGAUCCCUCCUCCCAGUCUUCCUCCUCGCUUCUGACAGUCCACGUCAAGCCUAUCGGCCCCGCGCUGUUCGACAUCACAGUGCACACGCCCAGCAUCGACACACCGCACGUCUUCCGCGCCGUCCCCGCACGGCUGGACGCGCCCACGACGCUGCACACGACGCUCGGCGGGGCCGCGCUGCGCACGACGAUCGUCGCGCAGCGCCCGCCGCCCACAUCGCCCGCGACGGCGGAGCGCGUGCACGUCUUCCACGGCGGGCGGCGCACGGCGCUGCACGUUCCUGCGCCGGCGUGGCUGCAGUCGCUCGGGGCGGACGCGCGCGGGGCGGCGCGGGGGGCGCUGCGCGCGCCGAUGCCGAGCGUCGUCGUCGAGGUGCGCGUUGCGCUUGGGGAGCGCGUGGAGAAGGGCCAGGCGGUGGUCGUGUUGGAGAGCAUGAAGACGGAGACGGUGUUGCGGGCGCGUGCGGCGGGCGUCGUAAAGGCUGUGGGGUGUGUGAAGGGGGAGAUGGUCGAGGAGGGGCGGGAGCUGGUGGAUAUUGAGGAGGAUGAGGAGGAAGAGGUGGCGCAGUGA